CUCUCUCUCUCUCUGCCAGGGUCCCCUCUCUGCUCUACUGUCCUUCAGUGCUCUCUGUCACAGCAGCCCCCCCCCGCCCCUGGCUGUGCGGCACACUCGCCUGCUUCUCAAGGCUCACACUACCGGCAAGAUAAAACACACAAAACCCUGCUGGGAUACUGCUGGUGGGAGAGGGGGAAGCAAUAAAGGCAGGGUAAUCCAGCAAACAGAAACAAGAAGACACAAUCAAAAUAAUUGGAUAACACUCUGCCUCGGCUCACAGGUGAAGCAGUCUUCAGCAUUUCGAAGAACCAGCGCUUGUCUGCAAUACAACAGUAAAGAGGUAACUAUGCGUUCUCGUAGUAACAGCAUGGAGAAUCCUGUGAAGAUGAAGCGAACCCAGAAUCGCGCUUGCUCCAGACGCAGGAACUCCGAAUGUGAGGACUCGGCCAGCAGUGAGACAGGGAGAGCCAAACGAACAGCCAGGGAGAAGGACCCCUCAGAGGACACUGGGACUGUCCUGAGGAACCACAAGAGAGGAGCUGGGCGGAGCCACAGGGCAGGGGGUGUGGCCACAGGGAAGGGCAGGGAGCUGUCCCGGGAUGACCUGCUCUUUCUGCUCAGCAUGCUGGAGGGGGAGCUCCAGGCUCGUGAUGAGGUCAUCACUGUCCUCAAAGCACAGAAGAUUGACUUGGCUCUGCUAGAAGCCCAGUACGGCUUUGUGACCCCACAGAAUGUCUUGCAGGCCCUCCAGAGAGAUGCCAUCCAGGGGAAGGCCACAGAGUGGCAGGAAGACAUUUAUGAGAAGCCUGUGGCUGAGUUAGACAAGGUGGUGGAGAAGCAGAAGGAGACACACCGGCGCAUGUUAGAGCAGCUGCUCCUUGUUGAGAAGUCCCACAAGAAAAGCAUCUAUGAGCUGGAGGACGAGAAGAGGAAGCACACAGAGUACAUGCAGAAGAGCGAUGAAUUCACCACCCUGCUGGAACAGGAGUGUGAGAGAUUGAAGCUGCUUAUUGAACAGGAGAAAACCUACCAGGCACGAAAGGAGAAAGAGAACAACAAGAACGUGGGCAAGCUAAAGGAGGAGCUGACCAAGCUGAAAUCCUUUGCCCUUCUAGUGGUGGACGAGCAGCAGAGACUUUCCGAGCAGCUCACACAGCAGAGCAGCAAGGUCCAGGAACUGACAGCCAACACUGCCCAGGCCCAGGAGAAGCUGAGUGCUGCCCACGCCAGGGCACAGGAAGAAGAGCAUAAAGUCUACUGUCUGGAGGCUGAGCUUCAAGACCAAGCCAACCACUUCCAUCAGGAGAAGGAGGCCAUGACUGCCAAGUUGACCAAUGAGGACGCCCAGAACCGGCAGCUCAAACAGAAGCUGGCCACUCUGAGCAGGCAGAUUGAUGAGCUGGAGGAGACCAACAAGACGCUGAGGAAAACAGAGGAGGAACUCCAGGACUUGAGGGACAAGAUCAACAGGGGAGAGUGUGGCAACUCCAGUAUGAUGGCCGAGGUGGAGGAGCUGAGGAAGAGAGUGCUGGAGAUGGAAGGGAAGGAUGAGGAACUCAUCAAGAUGGAGGACCAGUGCCGGGACCUCAACAGAAAGCUGGAGAAAGAGUCUGGACAAAGCCGGAGUUUGAAGGGUGAGGUGGACAAGCUGAAUCGCAGGAUCAUGGAGCUUGAAAAGCUGGAAGAUGCUUUUGGUAAGAGCAAGCAAGAAUGUGGCUCGCUCAAGUGCAACCUGGAGAAAGAGAGGUCAGUGACCAAGCAGCUGUCUAAUGAGUUGGACUCUUUAAAGGUGAGAAUCAGGGAGCUGGAGGCCAUUGAAUCCCAGCUGGAGAAAACAGAGCUUACACUGAAAGAGGACCUCAACAAGCUCAAGACACUGACAGUCAUGCUAGUUGAUGAAAGGAAAUCCAUGGCAGAGAGGCUGAAGCAGACAGAGGAGAAGCUCCACUGUGCCACAGGAAAAUUGCAGACAGAACAAAAGAAGGUGACAUCAGUGACAGAGAAGCUAAUUGAAGAGAGCAAGAAAGCCCUCAAGUCCAAGGCAGAGCUUGAGGAGAAGAUGUACAGUUCUACCAAGGACAGAGAUGAGCUGAUAUCCAAACUAAAGGCAGAGGAGCAAAGGGGAAAUGACUUGCAGUCCAAGGUUACAAUGAUGAAAAAGAGGAUGCAGUCCCUGGAAGCCAUGGAAAGGGAGUCUUUGAGGAACAAGUCCAAGCAGGAGCACAUUAAGGUUCCUCUAGCCACCCACUUAGACCAAGAUGACAAUAAAGUCAAAGAUCUAACACAGGAAGUGGAAAGGCUGAGGCGUAAGCUGAAGGAGAUGAGGGCUGUGGAAGAUGACCUGGUGAAAACAGAAGAUGAGUUUGAAUCUCUGGAAAAGAGGUACACCAAUGAGCACGACAGGGCAAAUGCCCUAAUUGAGGAGCUGGAAGCCUCCAGACAGGAGUUAUCUAAAUACCAGCUAGCAGAGAAGGCAGAGUCCAAUCAAGAACACAUACUCUACAAACGGCUGAAAGAAGAGGAGGCCAAGUCCAGUCACCUCACAAGAGAAGUUGAAGCUCUGAAAGAAAAGAUACAUGAGUACAUGACAACUGAGGACUCAAUCUGCCAGCUGAGAGGAGAGCAAGGCAUGAUGCAAAGGAAACUGACACAGCAGGAGAGCAAGAACAAAGAGCUGGCUCGGGAAAUGGAAAACCUCACCAGGGAGCUGGAGAGAUACAGGCGGUUCAGCAAAAGCCUGAGGCCCGGAUUGAACGGCAGAAGGUUUUCAGACCUGCAGGUCUCCUCCAAGGAGGUGCAGACAGACCAGUCAGACAACGAACCCCCCGAUUACAAAAGCUUGGCUCCUUUAGAACGUGCUGUGGUCAAUGGAAAAUUGUAUGAGGAAAGUGAUCCCGAGGAUGAUCCCAAUUGCGAUGAGCAGCCUAUCACCAAAUGCAACUCAUCAAUUGUCAACAAUGCCAACAACCUUAACAACAACAGAAAGGCAAGGGUGCCCUGGGGGAAAGUCAAAGAAAGUGAUCACCCUCUGAACGGUAAAGUGACACCAAGGCAAAAUGGGAAUCGCAUGCAGCCAAGGGAUCUGGUUCUUACUCACACACCAGGUCGGCCCUUGCACAUCAAAGUGACCCCAGACCACGGGCAAAACACAGCCAUGCUGGAGAUCAGCAGCCCUACUUCAGAGAAUGCCCACUCUUACACCAGCACUGCCGUGAUCCCCAACUGUGGAGGUGUGCCCAAGCAGAGGAUAACCAUUAUUCAGAAUGCCUCAAUCUCCCCUGCAAGAUCUAAAGCCUCUCCCACUUCCGAUGGAUACUGCACCCCUGAACGAGCCAUCUCACCACUCACCAUGGCAACAUACUCCAGAGCCAGAACCCCAGACUCAUGUGGCUCCAUAACCCCAGACAGGGCAAUGUCACCCAUCCAGAUAGUGGCCGUCACCAACGGUUCUUCAGAGCGCUCCCUAUCCACGGAGCCGGUGGAGGUCAGUGCCGGGCACACAGUAUUCCGGGUGACACCAGAGAGACAGAACAGUUGGCAACUGCAGAGGUCAAACAGUACGAGUCCCAACAUCAUUACCGCUGAGGACAACAAAAUCCACAUCCAUUUAGGAAGCCCCUAUAUUCAGGCCAUUACCAACACAUCCAAGCCCAUGAGCCUCUCCUGCCCUUCUGUUCAGGAGAACAGAACUCAAGCAUUAACAAACGGCACACCCGUUAAGCCCUCCAACAAAAUCACAAGCAGCAUCACAAUUACACCAGCAAACUCCCCGAUCUCACGGCCUUCACAAAUUACAAUCCCAGCAGAAGCAUUCCGACGCCCAGGUCCAACUAGGAUUCCUAAACCGAAGGCUUGCAGUACAACAAAAGCACCAUCCAGCACAACUAGUACUCUUUUCAAAUCUCUGCCUCAACAAGUGAUCCAGUCAGGAAAAAGCCACUUUAUGAAAACUGUACCUGGCAACCUAAAUGUCACAAACCAAAAAUUAUGAACUGCCCUUAUAUUUGAUUUGAUUUGUGUGCAGAACAGAAGUCUGUAUCAACCCUUGCCAAACCCACUCUGCUUCCCUGUUAUACUAUGGUACACUAAUGCAGAUCUCUCAAAGUUAGGUUAAGUUAAUUGAUUAGCAUUUAUCAUGAAUCUCUAAGACACUUCAUCAAAGAAAAAUGGAAUGCUAUCUGUAUUACAGUCUACAGUAUGUUACUGGGAUGGUUUUGGUCUCAUACCAUACCAAAUGAUAAUUAAGUAAUGCUAAACAAAUGACAAUACAAUUACCAUUUGAUUGAAAAUUACACAUCAGAGCCAAGGAGCUGUGCUCUGGUAUUUUUAUACAACCCCCCCAUAUUUAAUAUGCCGUCUGCAUGUUGCCAAUAUCAGUCAUAGAUAGGAUGCUAAUCUGUACAGACCUGCACUUACUUUGAAAGAUUGCAUUAAAUAUAAAGUAUUUUUGCUGGAUGUAUAGAAAAAUGUAUGAUAAACUUUAAAAAUGUAUAUAUUAAUACAUUUCUGUUUUUUUUUGUUUUUUUGUAUUUAAAGCAAAUUGUUGGUUUAUUUUGUUGAUGUAUUAAACCUAAAAUGACUCACAUUGAAAGUGUGUAAUAGGCUAGUUAUAUUAGGCAGGUUUACCAGAUAUCCUUUUGUGCUUAGUGCUAAAAGAGUUAAAAGGUACAUCGUUACUGUUUUGAGGCAAUAUUACAAGACAAUACUGGGAGUACUGGCUGGAUAGGAGCACUCACAGUAGUCCAGGGUAUCCAAGGGUCACCGGAAUUUGGCAGAUCUGUUCACAACCGAUCACAAUACAAAGAUCUUCUAGAGCACACAAAGCAGCAUCUGUCAGGUGACGCACUUGCAGCCAAUCAUUCUGGAGCUUAGACGAUAGGAUAGGAUAUAAAAAUGGGAAAGAUAUGAAGAACUGCUAAGAAUACACUACUACUCAGCCCUGUCAAAUGGAAAGGUUGAGACGUUAUAGCAUUGUUGCUAGAUUCAAUAAGCAGAAUGAAGUUUGUUUUCAUUGUACUCAGGUGCACACUAUGUGGAAGUACCCUUCACUGAUAUUUACAAAUGUUAAAAAAAAAAAACUACCUGUAACAGAACAGUAAUGUUGGUAUUGAUGGUUUUAAAACAGUAAUUCUAGAUUAAAUAACUAUCUUGAAGUAGGAAAGUUAUGUUUAUGAGACAGGGGAGACAAUUAAUUAUGAAAUAAUAGAUUGCAACCAUAUAUGACACUUGAAUAAUGUUCCCAAAGUCUUGGGGAAAGUUGUAAUGUUUUCAUCAGUGUAAAACAGCAUCCUCUGCUGGAUGAAAACUGAUCUGCAUAUUGUAGUUAAAGUAGUUUAACAAGAAACUCUUUCCAAACGCUUUCCAGUACAGUACUGCAAAACACCAUCCAUCUCUGGGUCAUGAAAUAACUGCAAAAGAUUCCAAAGACCCAGAUGAGUACUAAUCUCGACCUUACCUGUAGUGACAUUAGAUUAGUGCUAAUCUGGUUUUUGCAAUAAGCAAUAUACAGCAUGGACAUCAACCUCUUAAAGGAUUUCUUAAAUGGCACUGCUUAAUGUAUUCACUCGUGACAUGAAGCAAUGACUUGGACAACACAACCACAAUUUUACCAAUGUCAAUGUACUGCUCUGAACAUUAAAAAAAUGAAUUGCCUUAAA
Acipenser ruthenus (sterlet) is the source of this 5639-nucleotide messenger RNA. RefSeq names its product filamin A-interacting protein 1-like. The transcript has 6 exons. Lineage: Eukaryota; Metazoa; Chordata; Actinopteri; Acipenseriformes; Acipenseridae. Bases 329 to 3973 code for a protein of 1214 amino acids. The record is from RefSeq and is a predicted model, not a curated record.